AUGCCUGUCCGAAGCAUCAACCCGUUCGCAUCCACCGCCCCUGCUCCCCCCCUCGAUCCCUCCGCCGAGAAGCGCGAGCCAGCGCGUCGACAAUCCUUCGCAAAGGGCAACAAGUUCACAUCCCUCUUCGGUGGCUCCCCCAAGUCCCGGACCGACGCCGCUCUCCUGCGUGAGGCAUUCGUUGCCCAGCAACAGGCCCUGCUCAACAACCCCUCACCGUCGCAAAUCUCCCUCCCGACCAUCAACCUGACCACCGCGACCGGCGAGAAGAUGCCCACGGAGCCAAAGACCCUCUUCCAGCCGCCUUCGCCAGAGGAGCAGCGCCGCCUCGCACGAGCACACGCCCAAUUCGGUCCCCUUGGCUCCCAGAAGCACCGCUACCUCAGCAAGUUCGAGGGCGAGUUCGGCGACCCCAUUGAGGACGAGCCGCCAUAUUAUUUCCUUUUCACCACAUACAUCAGCUACUUAAUCCUAAUAGUAUUCGGACAUGUUCGCGACUUCUUCGGCAAGCGCUUCAGGAAGCAACACUACAGCCAUCUGCAGGAGAAGGACGGAUAUGCACCCCUCAACAGCGACUUCGACAACUUCUACACGAGACGGUUGAAGAUGCGCAUCAACGACUGCUUCUCGCGACCGACAACCGGCGUUCCUGGACGCUUCAUCACCGUGCUUGACCGCAAGUCAGACGACGGCAACAACACCUUCAAGAUGCUCGGUACCACCACGGAAACCCUCAACAUGAGCUCCUACAACUACCUCGGAUUUGCUCAAUCAGAAGGUCCCUGCGCAGACGCCGCCGAAGCUACCAUCAGGAAAUACGGAAUCUCAAUGGCCAGUCCCCGAUCAGACAGCGGUACUUCAGACCUCACUGUCGAGGUUGAGGACCUCAUCGCCAAGUUCGUCGGCAAGCCAGCUUCAAUGGUCUUCUCUAUGGGUUUCGUUACGAACGCUACCACAUUCCCCACCAUUGUUGGAAAGGGCUGCCUCAUGAUCUCCGACGAACUCAACCACUCUUCCAUCCGAUUCGGCGCUCGUCUCUCCGGUGCCAUGGUUACAAUGUUCAAGCACAACGACAUGCGCGACCUCGAGCGCAAGCUCCGUGAAGCCAUCUCGCAAGGUCAGCCCCGCACCCACCGCCCCUGGAAGAAGAUCUUGGUCGCCGUCGAGGGUCUCUACUCCAUGGAGGGCACCAUGUGCAACCUUCCCGGUAUCAUCAGCCUGAAGCACAAGUACAAGUUCAACCUCUUCGUCGACGAAGCCCACUCUGUCGGUGGUGUCGGCCCUCGCGGACGUGGUGUAUGCGACUACUUUGGCAUCGACCCCUCGGAAGUUGACAUCCUCAUGGGUACAUUGACGAAAUCCUUCGGUGCCAACGGUGGUUACAUCGCCGCUGAGAAGCCUAUCAUCGACAAGCUCCGCACCUCCAACGCCGCCAUGCUUUUCGCCGAGUCACCCGCACCACCCGUCCUCAUGCAAAUCUCGUCUGCCCUUCGUAUCAUUGAUGGUUCUAUCGUUCCCGGCCAAGGUGAAGAGCGUCUCCAGCGUCUCUGCUUCAACUCGCGCUACCUCCGUCUCGGUUUGAAGCGCCUCGGCUUCAUCGUCUACGGCCACGACGACUCCCCCAUCAUCCCCGUCAUGCUGUACAACCCCGCCAAGAUGCCCGCCUUCUCCCAUGAGAUGCUCAAGCGCAAGAUCUCCGUCGUCGUCGUCGGUUACCCAGCCACCCCUCUCGUCUCAUCACGCGCCCGCUUCUGCGUCAGCGCCGCGCACACCAAGGAUGAUCUCGACCGUAUGCUCACGGCUUGCGACCAGGUUGGCGAGCUCCUCCAACUCAAGUUCAGCAGUGGUGUUGCCGGAGGUGCGGAACCCGAGGACCUUCUCGAGAUGAGCAAGGCCGCGGACGAUAACAAGGAGACGAUGCCCAAGCCCCCCAGGUGGAGGAUCGAGGAUGUGCUCAAGAGGACUGUUGAUGAUGUACAAGGGACGCUGCGGUAA
Messenger RNA from Alternaria ventricosa, 1995 nucleotides. RefSeq names its product serine palmitoyltransferase component (gene LCB2). Bases 1 to 1995 code for a protein of 664 amino acids. Gene Ontology annotation, cellular component: serine palmitoyltransferase complex. The transcript has a single exon. Gene Ontology annotation, molecular function: serine C-palmitoyltransferase activity; pyridoxal phosphate binding. The record is from RefSeq and is a predicted model, not a curated record. Gene Ontology annotation, biological process: ceramide biosynthetic process; sphingosine biosynthetic process. Lineage: Eukaryota; Fungi; Ascomycota; Dothideomycetes; Pleosporales; Pleosporaceae.